AUGCUUUCACUAACACUUCUAGAAACAACUUAUACAAUUCCAAGAGUUGGAACAUCUUAUCAAUGUUCUAUAUGUAAUAAGCAAUACAAAAGAGAAGCAGCAUACCUUUGGCAUCAACAAACUAUUAUGAUAUAUAAUACUAUACCUAAUGAUUGUUAUACAUUAUCUGUAAAUGCUAUAGAUGAAUUUAGUAAACAAAGUAUUACAUUUCUAUAUAGCAAUAGUUUAUUUUUUGCAGUUUUUGGAAGAUAUAUUCAUUAUUUUAAUUUAAAAAAACAAGAGACAAAAUUUUUUGAUCAUCAUCAAAGAACAUUUGUAUUAACAUAUGAAAGACCUUCAAAUCCUUUAAAAGAAUCUGAUUCUUUAAAAGAACCUGAUUCUUUAGAAGAAACUGAUCCUUUAGACAAAUCUGAUUCUUUAGAAAG
This is a messenger RNA of Funneliformis caledonium, 425 nucleotides long. The record is from the annotation of a GenBank genome assembly. NCBI's taxonomy places the organism in Eukaryota, Fungi, Glomeromycota, Glomeromycetes, Glomerales, Glomeraceae.